This is a messenger RNA of Anolis carolinensis (green anole), 6037 nucleotides long. RefSeq names its product tyrosine hydroxylase (gene th). Gene Ontology annotation, molecular function: iron ion binding; tyrosine 3-monooxygenase activity. Bases 105 to 1595 code for a protein of 496 amino acids. Gene Ontology annotation, cellular component: cytoplasm; axon; perikaryon. The record is from RefSeq and is a predicted model, not a curated record. The transcript has 13 exons. Gene Ontology annotation, biological process: dopamine biosynthetic process from tyrosine. Lineage: Eukaryota; Metazoa; Chordata; Lepidosauria; Squamata; Anolidae.
GCAGAGGGGGAUCGGAAAGGGUCUUUGACGUCAAACCUGGCCUAUAAAAGCCUAGGAAGGGAAGAGAAAGCAAAGCUGAAAGCUGAGCCAGGGCACCAGCCAAAAUGCCAACCCCAAACUCUUCCAGUGCUUCAGCCAAAGGCUUCCGGCGGGCGGUGUCUGAGAUGGACUCCAAGCAAGCAGAAGCUAUCAUGUCUCCACAGUUCAUUGGGAGACGACAGAGCCUCAUUGAAGAUGCCAGAAAGGAGAGAGAGGCUGCUGCUGCAGCUGCUGCAGCAUCCGCCUCUGAAACGGCUGAACCCACUGAAACAAUUGUCUUUGAAGAAAAGGAUGGGAUGGCCAUGUUAAACCUGCUAUUCACACUCAAAGGAGCAAAGACUUCCCUGCCAUCUCGAGCACUUAAAGUGUUUGAGACUUUUGAGGCCAAAAUACAUCACUUAGAAACAAGACCCAGCAAGAAACUGCGAGAGGGGACCAUUGAUCUGGAAUACUUUGUGCGAUGUGAACUCCAUAGCUCAGACCUGGGCACCCUCAUCAGCUCUCUGAAACGGGUCUCUGAAGAUGUAAGGAGUACAAAAGAAGACAAGAUUCAUUGGUUUCCAAGAAAAAUCUCUGAGCUAGAUAGAUGUCACCAUUUGGUCACCAAGUUUGAUCCUGAUUUGGAUCUGGAUCAUCCAGGAUUCUCUGACCAAGUGUAUCGACAACGAAGGAAAAUGAUAGCAGAAAUUGCCUUCCAUUAUAAGCAUGGUGACCCAAUUCCUCGAGUGGAGUACACAGCAGAGGAGAUCACAACCUGGAGGGAGGUGUACAGUACACUGAAAAGUCUAUAUCCCAGCCACGCCUGCAAAGAACACCUGGAUGCUUUCCACCUGCUGGAGAGAUACUGUGGUUACAGUGAAAACAAUAUCCCUCAGCUGGAGGAUGUCUCUCGUUUCUUAAAAGAGAGAACUGGGUUUCAGCUCCGACCUGUAGCUGGUCUUCUUUCUGCUCGUGAUUUUCUAGCCAGCUUGGCCUUCAGGGUGUUUCAGUGCACACAAUACAUUCGCCAUGCCUCUUCUCCCAUGCACUCUCCAGAACCGGACUGCUGCCAUGAACUCCUGGGACAUGUACCAAUCUUGGCUGACCGGACUUUUGCACAGUUCUCUCAGGACAUUGGACUUGCAUCUUUGGGAGCAACUGAUGAGGAAAUUGAAAAACUUUCAACACUUUAUUGGUUCACAGUGGAGUUUGGCCUCUGCAAACAAAAUGGAAUGAUCAAAGCCUAUGGAGCUGGGCUCCUCUCUUCCUAUGGAGAGCUGAUACACUCCUUGUCAGAUGAGCCAGAGUUAAGAGACUUUGAUCCUGAAUCUACUGCUGUGCAGCCCUACCAAGACCAAACCUAUCAGCCAGUUUAUUUUGUAUCAGAGAGCUUCAGUGAUGCCAAAGCAAAACUCAGAGCCUAUGCAGCACACAUCAAGCGUCCCUUUUCCGUGAAGUAUGAUCCUUACACAUACAGCAUUGAGCUCCUAGACAGCCCCCAGAAGAUCCAUCACUCACUGGAGAAUUUGCGUGAUGAGCUUCACUCAUUAAUCGAUGCCCUUAACAUUAUCAGCUAACACCUACAUCUAGAAGACCUUUUCCUCAUACAAUAUUCCUCUCCCCUCCUUCUCCUUUAUGCUAAUGUCUAGCACUGCUGUCGCAAAAACGGCCUACUUCUGUGGCUUCUUAUCACGGCAUCAUUGGGACUAACAACAUCCCUGUGGUUUUUGUAAGUUUGUGUUGCUUGCUAGCCAUACACCCACAGCGGAGAGGGGGAGGCAUGUUUAGUGACAGAUUAGAUGUGGUAGAAAAGGACAAGAGGCUGGUAAGCUUACUUUAGAGACCCAUGUAUGUCUUUUCUACUGUCUUGAAAGGGUAUGGGCCAUGCUUUCACAAUGGAAAGGUGCUCUCUUUCUUUGGAUUUCCCAGUUAAAGGAGGGGCAAUGGAUGAGUUUAGGAGGCCAGUCUUGUGCUUCUAGAACUGUCUGGAGCUCACAUGUUCUGCCAAAUAACCAUGAUCAUUUUAAAUAUUAAAGAAACUGUCCUCUGCAAGCUAUUAAAAAUGAAUUACUUUUCUGGAGUCCUCUAAAGAGGCAGCUCACCUUUUUUUUUUCUGGCCCAGAGAGUUUGAAUUAAAUGCUGCAAAAAAGCUUUGGAGGGACCAGAAUCCAAAAAUGCCUACUCUGCUGCCUUGUCAUUGCACAGAAGUAACGCUGGACUCUCAAAGAGUAUAGUGGUGUAGCACAAACUCUGAUAAGUUUGGCCAAGUUGGUGAACUUGUAAGAUGUGUUGGGUUGUUCUGCAUUUAUUCUUUGAGCACUUCCCCAGCUAGAUACAAAUUUCUAGCAGAAAUUGUAUUUUCUAUAUAAACAAUGCUGUUUUCUGAAUAGAAUUUUUUUUCGCUCAAGAAAGAGCAGUUUUUUUCUGCUAAAAAGACCUCCCAUAUAUAUUUUUGUGUAGAAUAAGGUGGUCUCCUGUCUUAAAUUCUCCUUGUUGAGAUCUUCUGAUAUUCCAGAACACCACCUAAUUUUACCAUCUCUGUGCACCAGCUAGUGAAGUAGAAAAAUUCAAUAAGACUUGUUGUAUGCCUUCAAAUCAUUUCUGACUUAUGGUGAUCCUAAGCUGAGCCUAUUAUGGGGUUUUCUUGGCAGAAUUUAUUCAGAGGAGGCUUUCCUUGCUUUCCUUUGAGACUGAGAGAGUGUGAAUUGCUCAAAGUCAUUUAGUGGAUUUCAAUGGCCAUGUGGGGAUUUGAAUCCUAGCCUCCUGGUGUCCUAGUCCAAUAGUCAAACUACUAUACCAUAUGGGUUUUUUAGUACGACUUUCUCCCUAUUAAGUUUGUUUCAGCCAGCAAAUUCCAAUUGUACAAGAAAACAAAAGGAGAGCAGUAUCAAAUACGUAAGAGAGUGAAGUAAUAUUGUGUAACUCAACAAAUUGAAUUCUUGGGCCCCUGAGGAAAGAUCUUCAACAAAAUGAUUGAGCAAUUUAAUAUUUUGUUAUUAAAGUUCCCUACAUUUUGUAGUACCAGUUGAAAUCUCUGUUUUUUUCUCCAGUCAUUUUGCAGCAAACUCAAUGUGACUUCAUGGAAAGACCAAACAAUCCUUUUAUGAAGUCCUUAUGGCAAGAAUCAAUCUUCUAACAAUGUCAUUUCAGUGAAAACAGAGCUACAAGCCCUAGUAUGUUUGUUGACCCACAGAAAGAUUCUGAGUAUGAAAUGAAUUCUCAAAAUUUCAAUAUAAUGACUCAGAACAAGUUCCACAUAACAUCAUAUAUCUGAUUGGAACAAUCUUUUCACCAAUUUUAAUCUCUUUGUCUGAGAAGAAUUCUCUUAGGAUGAAGCAAGCAUUUGAAAAAAAAAGACCCUGGCUACAAUUUUCUGUGUACUUUUUUAGUAGUGUCUUAUAGAAUCAUAGAAUAAUAGAGUUGGAAGAUACCACAUGGGCUAUCUAGUCCAACCUCCUGCCAUGCAGGAAAAGCACAAAGUACCCCUCACAGACGGCCUCUCAACCUUCUCUUCUGCAGGCUAAGCAUACCCAGAAGAGAAGGUAAGAAGAGACAUGAUAACCAUGUAUAAAUAUGUGAAAGGAAGGAAGAGGGAGCAGGUUUGUUUUCCACUGGACUGGAAACCAGGACUCAGAGCAGUGGGUUCAAAUUACAGGAAAGGACAUGGAAUUUAGUUGAACUCAGUUACUAUUAGCAAGCAAUUGGUAGCACAAUGUAGAGGUUUGAGUGAUGGAUUAUGGCUCAGGAGACCAGGGUUCAAAUUCCCAUUUGGUCCAUGAAAACCAACUGGCUGACCCUGAAACUUUCAGUCCCAGAAAAAUUUAUGAUGCAGUCACCAUAGGGUCACCAUAAGUUGGAAAUGACUAGAAGGCUUAGGCUACACAUAAUUUUUGUUGUUCAAAUGUAACUCUAUGGAUUGGAAUAAUAUUGGAGGCUGUUGCUACCAGAGUGCUUUUUUAUACCAGUGCAAGGCAAUUUUAGGAGUGGUGCACAGCAGUAGAAACCAUUUCCAAUGCCACAUAACUCCCAUUACUGUGGUGUCUGUGGCUAUUUUAUCCCUGCUGCUUUGCCUCCAUCACCGCAGUCCCCAACUCCAUCAGUAAAAUUAGACUGGCCAAGAUAAUUGCAGCCUUAAUUUUACUGGUUGAAAAUUAUGCUCAGAUGUUUCGAGGCAUCACAAAAGACAAAGAGACAAUGAGGCCAUGCAUAGACUAUAACCAGAAAAAUAACUAAAACAGGCAAUGUUACACGCUACUUAAUUGUAGCACCAUGACUCCUCUCUAACUGCUGGAAUCAACAUCUUGUGCCUCAUUCUUCAACAUUGUUCCAGAGGUACUUGUGCUUUAGAGAAGUCCUUUGGAUAAAAGCAUCCUGCCAUUUCAUGAAGGCUGCAAGGAAGCACUUCUUGUUAGCUUUCAUGAAGACUGCCAUGAUACAAAAAAUUGUGCUAUGGCAUUCUGCUCAGGGACUAUCAAAAACUUAGAAGUUUUUCUGGAGCCACCAGUAAAUAAAGCAAUUCGUUCUAAAAUCUCAUCCAUUAGAAGCAAGGGGAAAGAUUCAUUGGUCACUUGAGAAGUUAAGACAGAGAUUAUAUUUUUGCAAAGGAAAGAAAGGUAUAUCCUUUAUUUUGGUUACCCUUUUCAUUUUUACUGAGAAGGAAAUUAAUAAAAACACCAGCUUGGAUAUAUAAUACAGUAUUAUCAGGAAGGGUAUUUGAAGCUUCUUGGUCAGGGAUAGAUGUUUAUUUUAAAAUGGAAGAAUUACCUCUGGCUAAAUAAGUGGGAAGUCAGUGUUGAAUUCUUCAUUAACUACAAAGAAGUCUGGCUUAUUAUGGCAUUUAUGAAAAAUUAAAAGUUCAGGUGUCAUAUUUGUCUUAUGGCAUUUGGCAGCACCAUCUCAAUAGAAUGCAUGUCAAAGGAGAAGUGCAAAUAUUCUGAUAUAGUUUGAUUUACAGCAUAAGAAUUGUAUAAACCAGUUAUUUCCUCUUAUCCUCUUAGUUUGUGAUAAUCAUUGGUUACUAGUUAAACAUACAUUAAAAAAAAGAACUAUCCAAUGUUUGAUGAGAUGGACACAGGUGUCAAAAUGGCACACCACCCUCUUUUGUGUUUAUUUUCUUUCACAAAAAAGAAGAAUGCAUUGCUGAAACUAUUUUCUAGUAGAAAAAAAGACAGAGAUAACAUUGGGACAACUUGAGGAGUCUACAUUUGAAAUGUCUAUUUUAUUAUAAUAUGCCAAUUGUCAUGUUGAAAAAAACCAUAGAGUUCUCAAAAUAAAAAACUUAAUCCAAUUUUAGCAUUUAUUUUAGUACCAAUCAAUGAGAGAACAGCACAUCAUUUCUCUUGCAGAAUCAGCAAGUGUUGUACUGACCAUCCAGAAAAAGUCUACCUAAAUAAAUAUGCCUUAAAUUGUUAAACCUGCCAAAUUAAGGGAUCAUUUGAUGUCUAUGGGGGAAUGACUAUUCGAUAUAAUGGGUACUUCCAGGGCUUGGAAAAAUUACUCUUUUAGGCAACAGUUCCCAGCAUCCUCUAGCUAAUAUGGUCACUGGUCAUGCUCACAGGAAGAUUCUGGGAGUUGUCGGUCAAAAAAGUACAAAUUGCCAUUUGCUAGAUGGCUAACAGUGCCUGUAAGGUCCAAUGGUAUGCUAGUGUUGGGCCAAUAUCCAAUGGUUCAGUGUAGCAAUGAUGUUGAAGAGAUGCCAUGGAGAGAUGGCUAAAGAAUUAGGCCACUAGGUGAAAUUCUUGAGUUGAAAAAUUAGGCUCAAGAAGACCAUAAAAAGAAGAAACACCAAGCCUUCUUUUCUGUCUGGCUUCAGUUUAUUCAUGAUGUUUGGGUGCACAAAAGCCUCAAAGAAUGGGUCUCAAUGCUAUUGCUGCUAUUGCUGCCAUCGCCCCUGCUGCUGCUGUGUGGCUGGAUCUGUCUAUCUUGCUGUAUUAUGAUGGUAUUUGUCUCUCAGUUGUGAGUCAUGCUGCUGCUGAGACAGUAAGAUUAUUCAUAAUAAAGUUAUAUUUCUGGUCUAGCA